AUGACAGUCCUGGCCACAGUCCUGAUCACACUGACAGUCCUAACCACACUGACAGUCCUGACCACAAUGACAGUCCUGACCACAAUGACAGUCCUGGCCACAGUCCUGAUCACAAUGACAGUCCUGACCACAAUGAUAGUCCUGACCACAAUGACAGUCCUGACCACAGUCCUGAUCACAAUGACAGUCCUGAUCACACUGACAGUCCUGACCCUACUGACAGUCUGGACCACAGUCCUGACAGUCUGGACCACAGUCCUGACCCUACUGACAGUCCUGACACUACUGACAGUCCUGACCACAGUCCUGAUCACACUGACAGUCCUGAUCACACUGACAGUCCUGACCACAGUCCUGACCCUACUGACAGUCCUGACCACACUGACAGUCCUGACCACAGUCCUGACCACACUGACAGUCCUGACCACACUGAUAGUCCUGACCACAGUGACAGUCCUGACCACAAUCCUGACCCUACUGAGAGUCCUGACCACACUGACAGUCCUGACCCUACUGACAGUCCUGACACUACUGACAGCCCUGACCACAGUCCUGAUCACACUGACAGUCCUGACCACAGUCCUGACCACACUGACAGUCCUGACCACACUGACAGUCCUGACCACAGUCCUGAUCACACUGACAGUCCUGACCACAGUCCUGAUCACACUGACAGUCCUGACCACAGUCCUGAUCACACUGACAGUCCUGACCACACUGACAGUCCUGACCACAGUCCUGAUCACACUGACAGUCCUGACCACAGUCCUGAUCACACUGACAGUCCUGACCACAGUCCUGAUCACACUGACAGUCCUGACCCCACUGACAGUCCUGACCACAGUCCUGACCCCACUGACAGUCCUGACCACACUGACAGUCCUGACCCCACUGACAGUCCUGACCACAGUCCUGAUCACACUGACAGUCCUGACCCCACUGACAGUCCUGACCACAGUUACCCCACUGACAGUCCUGACCACACUGACAGUCCUGACACUACUGACAGUCCUGACCACUGACAGUCCUGACUGUGACAGUCCUGACUAUAGUCCUGAUGGUACAGUGACCUGA
Messenger RNA from Oncorhynchus tshawytscha (Chinook salmon), 1074 nucleotides. RefSeq lists its product as uncharacterized. NCBI's taxonomy places the organism in Eukaryota, Metazoa, Chordata, Actinopteri, Salmoniformes, Salmonidae. The coding region runs from base 1 to 1074 and encodes 357 amino acids. The transcript has a single exon. Gene Ontology annotation, cellular component: membrane. The record is from RefSeq and is a predicted model, not a curated record.